Molecule: messenger RNA, 1534 nt
Organism: Melitaea cinxia (Glanville fritillary)
Lineage: Eukaryota; Metazoa; Arthropoda; Insecta; Lepidoptera; Nymphalidae
Product: spermine oxidase-like
Exons: 8
Coding region: 17-1480 (487 amino acids)
Molecular function (GO): polyamine oxidase activity
Source: RefSeq, a predicted model, not a curated record
UUACUAUUUCAUAAACAUGGGGACGCGUAUAUUCAAGUGGUGCUUGUUAUUGGGGCUUUUGGGAGGCGCAAACUGUUUCGUCACCACUAUGUCUGAAUCCUAUGACACAAUAGUGGUAGGUUUGGGUUCUGCAGGAUGUACGGCUGCGUCUACACUAGCUAAAGCUGGUAAGAAGGUACUCGGCUUAGAAGCUGACAACAGGAUAGGAGGGAGAGUCAAGACUGUGCCUUUUGGGGAUGGGGUCGUUGAAGUCGGAGCUGAAUGGAUACACGGAACAGUAGGUUCUCGAAUCUACGAGAGUGCGGUCAAAAACAACAUCACUGUGCUGCCUCAAGAUUUGGACUUCGAGGUGUACAUGUCGGACGGCAGCACUGGUGAUGUAGAGUUGGUGAACGAUUUAAUGUCCUUCUGCCUUGAUAUUGUUGAACAUCCGCCGGAAAAACCCGAGGCGUUAGGGCAUUUUGUUACUAGAAAAUUAAUGGACUACAUUAAAGAAAAACACCCACAUGUCCUAAACGACAAGGACUUCCUAGCUGAAUUUCUAGAAAUGAUGAACCUCCUCAUGAAUAAUUAUGAAGCCUCAAAUGAUUGGAACGAUGUCAGCGCUCAAACGAAUUACGAAGACCUGGGAGGCCAUAGGCACAUGAGCUGGCACAGACACGGCUACAAGACCUUUUUUGAUAUACUUUUGAACACAUACAACAAUGGCCCAGGCCUACCAACGUUAGACAUUAAAUUAAACAAGGAGGUAACGUUAAUAAAAUGGCCGAGAAAUUCAACAGGACAAGUUGAAGUUAUAUGCAAAGAUGGAGACGUUUACAAAGCUAAUAAUGUCAUAGUUACUGUGUCACUUGGAGUUUUGAAGGAGAGACACUCGAAUCUCUUUUCGCCGCCAUUGCCGCAGGAAAAAAUUAAAGUAAUCGAACAUAUCUCUAUCGGUGUGAUGGACAAAGUAAUAAUAAAUUUCGAGAAGGAAUGGCUACCGAACGGUACAUUCUUCGGUUUUAUAUGGAAGGGCGAAGAUAAGAUAAAAAUUAGUAAAGAUGAUUAUUGGAUGACUAGGAUUUUCGGUGUUUCGACCCCGAUGGGUUCAAAAACUGCUUUAACGUUCUGGACGAGUGGGGAAGUCGGGAAAAUGGUAGAAACAUUACCAGAAGAUGUAGUCAAGAGGAAAGCGAUGGAACUACUCAGGAAGUUCAUGGGUAAAAAUAUGACUAUACCAGAACCAACCGGAAUGAUCAGGUCGACUUGGUAUUCGAAUCCAUACACAAGAGGUAGUUACACAUAUGACAAUAUCUUAGUCCACGAGUAUCCGAACGCGAGAGCUAUUCUCGGGGAACCCCUCGUAGACGAAGCGGGGACUCCCAAAGUGUUAUUUGCGGGUGAAGCGACAGAUCUGACUCACUUCUCUACCGUCCACGGUGCGAGCGACUCCGGUUAUAGGGAAGCUAUGAGAAUAUUACCUGGCAGCAAAAUUUAAAUAAAUAAAUUAUUAGUUUUUUUAUCGUGUGCACAAAGGACGAAAGGUUAUAAA